Phytophthora sojae is the source of this 438-nucleotide messenger RNA. RefSeq lists its product as hypothetical. The record is from RefSeq and is a predicted model, not a curated record. The transcript has a single exon. Bases 81 to 305 code for a protein of 74 amino acids. Lineage: Eukaryota; Oomycota; Peronosporomycetes; Peronosporales; Peronosporaceae.
GCGCGCUGUCGGAGGACGGGAGCCUCUCCCCAGCCAACGGGGGAGACGCCGGCGGAAGCAGCGUCCUGGGUACCAACACGAUGAUCUUCAUCAUUGUGGGGAGCGUUGCGGUUGUGGCGCUGAUGUUUGGCGUCUUUUACCUGCGCCCUGCGCGGGGCAACCGCUUAGAACUGCUCACCCCACGCGAGCCUCCGCCGCCCAUGGAUCGCACGGGUGCGUACCCGUACGAUAACUCGCUCGAUUCGGACCCGUCAGCGCCGUAUGAUGCCUCAAGCACACCGCGGGCGAUGAUGGGAUCGAUCUAAGUGGGGUGGCGGUAUAUACGUAGCGUAGCAAGUAGCAACAAUUAGUUUUGAGAACGUACGAGUAGAGCGCAAUAUUAUGAGCUCGAUGCGCGCUGUUGUACAUAUACACCAUUUCGCGUCGAGAGCGCUAGGU